UCACCCUGCAAUUUUAGCCACACCCUGUUUAUGCCUAAUCUGGUAGAUUUCGUGGGAAGUCCGGCAACUCGGUUUCUUGUUAAUCGGCGAUUUGUCUUUAUUUUUGUAAAGCAAAAAUGUUGGAACGUUUUGCGUUCUGUGACUAGAAGUGACUAGGUUGGAACUGAACACACUGCUGUUGUGAAGUGGGGAGGACAAAUAAAAUUUAUUUUUGUCACGGAAGAUGUGUAGGAGAUGAUAGCUGAACCUGAAAUACCCACAGAAUUUCAUCUCCCUCAGGAGACUGAAACACAUUUCUCCUCUGAUACUGAUUUUGAAGACUUUGAUGGAAAAACUUACAAUCCAACCAAGGUGAAAGGCACUUCAAGUAAAAAAGCAAAAAAGGUUUCCGGAGAGAAAGGAAAAAGUGGAAAUGGUGCAAAAUCUGCAACAGGCAUGAACCGGAUGAAUGGACAUCACCAACAGAAUGGGGAAGUGGAAAACAUGAUGCUAUUUGAAGUUGUAAAAUUGGGCAAGAGUGCAAUGCAGUCUGUUGUAGAUGACUGGAUUGAAUCCUACAAGCAUGACCGGGAUACAGCACUUCUGGAUCUCAUUAACUUUUUCAUUCAGUGUUCGGGCUGUAAAGGUGUUGUAACUGCUGAGAUGUUCCGUCAUAUGCAGAACUCUGAGAUAAUUCGUAAGAUGACAGAGGAAUUUGAUGAGGACAGUGGUGAUUACCCUCUUACAAUGCCUGGUCCGCAGUGGAAGAAAUUCAAGUCUAGUUUCUGUGAAUUCAUCUCUGUGCUUGUAAGGCAGUGUCAAUACAGUAUCAUAUAUGAUGAAUACAUGAUGGACACUGUUAUCUCCUUGCUAACUGGGUUGUCAGAUUCCCAGGUUAGAGCGUUUAGACACACCAGCACAUUGGCAGCUAUGAAGUUGAUGACAGCGUUAGUAAAUGUGGCAUUAAAUUUGAGUAUUAACAUGGACAACACUCAACGGCAAUAUGAAACUGAACGGAAUAAAAUUAUUGGCAAAAGGGCCAAUGACAGAUUGGAGCUCCUAUUGCAGAAGAGAAAAGAGCUUCAAGAAAAUCAGGAUGAAAUUGAAAAUAUGAUGAAUGCCAUUUUUAAAGGAGUGUUUGUACAUCGAUAUCGUGACGCAAUCUCUGAGAUAAGAGCAGUCUGCAUUGAAGAGAUAGGGGUAUGGAUGAAAAUGUAUAGCGAUGCCUUCUUAAAUGACAGUUAUUUGAAGUAUGUAGGGUGGACCAUGCAUGAUAAGCAAGGGGAAGUGAGACUAAAAUGUUUAACAGCCCUACAAGGUCUCUAUUACAACAGAGAGCUCAUUCCUAAACUUGAACUUUUUACAAGUCGUUUCAAGGAUAGAAUUGUUUCCAUGACUUUAGAUAAGGAAUAUGAAGUUGCUGUGCAAGCCAUAAAACUUCUUACUCUUGUUCUGCAGGGAAGCGAUGAUGUCCUUACCUCCGAGGACUGUGAAAAUGUUUAUCAUUUGGUUUACUCAGCUCAUCGACCUGUCGCUGUGGCAGCAGGGGAAUUUCUUUACAAAAAGCUUUUCAGUCAGAAAGAUCCUGAAUCUGAUGAAGGGGCAGUAAAAAGAAAAGGAAGACAAAGUCCAAAUGCAAAACUUAUCAAGACACUGGUGUUUUUCUUCCUAGAGAGUGAGCUGCACGAGCAUGCUGCUUACCUUGUGGAUAGCAUGUGGGAUUGUGCAACGGAUUUGCUCAAAGAUUGGGAAUGCAUGGCUAGCCUUCUUUUGGAAGAACCACUCAAUGGAGAAGAAGUGCUGACUGAUAGACAGGAGAGUGCACUUGUUGAAAUUAUGCUGUGCACAAUACGGCAAACGGUAGAGUGCCAUCCUCCAGUUGGCAGAGGUUCAGGUAGAAAGGUAUUGACUGCAAAAGAGAAAAAAACUCAGUUGGAUGACCGGACCAGAAUUACAGAACAGUUUUCAGCAGUCCUUCCACAGCUCUUAGCAAAGUACGCUGUUGAUGCAGAAAAAGUGACGAACCUUUUACAGUUACCGCUGUUUUUUGACUUGGAGAUCUAUACAACUGGUCGACUAGAAAAGCACUUGGACUCAUUGUUGAGGCAGCUGAAAAAUAUUGUAGAAAAACAUGUGGACACUGAUGUCUUAGAGGCUUGUUCAAAAACUUACCAUGCUCUCUGCAAUGAUGAAUACACAAUAUUCAACAGAGUGGACAUCUCAAGGAGCCAGCUAAUUGAUGAACUGGUAGAUAAAUUCACUCAUAUGCUUGAAGAUUUCUUGCAAGAGGAUGAAGAACUUGAUGAAGAUGAUGCUUACCAGGUCCUGUCCACAUUGAAAAGGAUCACUGCCUUUCACAAUGCUCAUGACCUUACAAGAUGGGACUUGUUUGGCAGCAACUACAAACUGCUGAAGAUUGGUAUUGAAAAUGGGGAUAUGCCAGAACAGAUUGUCAUUCAUGCACUACAGUGCACUCACUAUGUUAUCCUUUGGAACCUAGCCACUGUUUCUGAAGGCAGUUCAACAAAGGACCAGCUAAUAAUGUUACGAAAACAGAUGCGAGCUUUUUGCCAGCUCUGCCAGCACUACCUGACGAAUGUUAAUACAGCUGUUAAAGAACAGGCUUUCACUAUCUUGUGUGAUAUUCUGAUGAUUUUUAGCCACCAGAUUGUGUCAGGUGGGCGUGAAGUACUGGAACCUCUGGUUUACACUCCAGAUUCGUCUCUACAGUCAGAGUUGCUCAGCUUCAUCUUAGACCAUGUAUUUAUUGACCAGGAUGAAGACAGCCACAGUACAGAUGGACAUCAAGAUGAUGAAGCUAGUAAAAUUGAAGCUUUACAUAAAAGAAGGAACCUUCUUGCAGCUUUCUGUAAAUUAAUUGUAUAUAAUGUGGUGGACAUGCAUACAGCUGCAGAUAUUUUUAAACAGUACAUGAAGUAUUACAAUGAUUAUGGAGACAUCAUCAAGGAAACUAUGAGCAAGUGCAGACAAACUGACAAAAUUCAAUGUGCAAAGACCCUCAUACUUAGCUUACAGCAGUUAUUUAACGAGUUGGAACAAGACCUUGGACUUAACUUUGAUCGAACAGCUCCUGGUUUUAGUGGAGUUAAGGAACUUGCUCGACGUUUCUCACUAACGUUUGGCUUAGAUCAGCUAAAAACCAGAGAAGCCGUAGCAAUGCUACACAAAGACGGCAUCGAUUUUGCUUUCAAGGAACCCAAUGUAAAUGGAGAAGGAUAUCCUGCUGUGAAUUUAGCUUUUCUUGAUAUCCUAAGUGAAUUCUCUUCUAAACUUCUCAGACAAGACAAGAGAACACUCUAUGUUUACCUCGAGAAGUUUAUGACUGAGCAAAUGAUGUUGCACAGGGAAGAUGUGUGGCUUCCAUUAAUAUCAUAUAGAAACUCCUUACUCACUGGUGAUGAUGAUACAAUGUCUGUUGUCAGUGGAAUUAGCAGCAGAGGCUCUUCUGUCAGAAGCAAGAAAACAAAACCAGCAACAGGGAAACGAAAAUUACCUGAAGCAGAGGAAAGCAAUGAUGGAUCAUGGAUCAGCAGAGAACAUAGUCUGCAGUCACCACUCAUGAUGCAAACUCCACAGUUGACUUCCACUGUUAUGAGAGAGGCGAAGAGGCUGAGGCCUGAAGAAGAAAGUUAUAUGGGGGUAUACCAAAUGCCACAACAACAUCAACCUGCUGUGGACUACAAUAGUCAGAUGUCCUGGUUGAUUGCCCAGAGACAACAAGAAGAAGCAAGGCAACAAGAACGAGCUGCAAUGAAUUACGUCAAAUUAAGAUCAAAUCUGCAACAUGCCAUUCGACGUGGUACGGGUUUGAUGGAGGAUGAUGAAGAACCAAUAGUGGAAGAUGUAAUGAUGUCAUCAGAGGGUCGUAUUGAAGAUCUUAAUGAAGGCAUGGAUUUUGACACCAUCGACAUUGAUCUGCCACCAUCCAAGAAUAGACGUGAAAGAAAUGAAUUAAAACCAGAUUUCUUUGACCCUGCCUCAAUAAUGGAUGACUCGGUCCUUGGAGUUUCAAUGUUCUGAGAAAAUGUCAUUUUAUGAAUGAUAUCAGAGGUAGUUUUAAAAGAAAUAUUUUGGUUAAUGCAGUUAAACUAUUAAAACUGUACAGAUUUUCUCCUUUCAGGAGAAUGCUUAAUGGAGUUGUUCACUGUUCACCUAGAUUAAGUGCUUUGAAGAGGCAGUUUGUUGCCUGAUAAAUUGAUAUUUUAAGAGACUGUAAAAUUAUGGAAGCAAGUUAAAUUCCUUCCAGUAGUGCCACUGUAUUGUGUCUCUGAUUAAAUGAGCUUGGUGUAGUAUGUUUGAAAGUUUCUCUAAACAAUUAUUUGACUUGAUAGAGUUUGGGAAUAGGGAACUAAAUUUUAAAUAAAAAAUAUAUAUAUGAUUGGUGCUGAUUUUAUAAUUGCGAAUCUUGUUCAGUUUUUCAUACUUUGAAAUUCCAAACAAAAGGACGAGGUUUAAAAAUUAUAAUAAAAUUAACAGCGUCUAAAAUAGCAUGGAUAUUCAUGCUUAAGUAAUUUUUAAAUUUGUAUUUUAUAUUUUAUUCACAUCUGUCUUUGCAAGCAAUCUUCAGGUUAAAUGAACUACAGCUGGUCAUAGUACAAUUUGUUUUAAUAAUGUAAAAUAGUUUGAAGAUACUAGACACCAAGAAAAUUACCCAUUUAUGUUAUUCCUUAAAUUUGGGUUCAUGUUUUUAAUUUUUAUGGUAAAUUUUCCGUCAUAAUUAUAAAGUUUCUAAUAACUCAUAGAACGCUUUUCAACAUUGUUCUGCAGUACUCUGGCAGCUGGUUAUUUUAUCAACUCUAUGUUGACAUUAACUUAUAAUAAAAAAAAUGUACAUGACACUUCUUGCCGGUCUUCUUUCAUCUAUUAAGUAUUUUCUUUAAAUCAUUCCAUGCCUUAAACUGCUUGCAGUACAUAACCUCUGAACUCCAAUUGCUACAAACUCUUCUUUUAUUUCAAUUGGAUGAAUACUUGGCUUUAUUUGCCAAAAAUAAAAACUUGGCUAUUGCAUCAAAUUUUAUUAUCAGUUCAUUAGAUAUGCCAUGAAUAAAUGGUUGUCUUCUGAAGACUAGUUUGCUUUUACACACUUUAAGAACAUUGCUCAUAUUUGGCAGUACUGCCUUUAGUGUUCCUUACACCACUGCGUUAAAGAACUGCUGAGGACUGUAUAUAUGAUUUUUAAAAAUCAGUGAAAGCAGACUUUUCUACUUUUGAAAAAAAAGUUUGUUUCGUUGUUAAGGCAGUUCUUCAAACUGUAUGUUUUCAACCAACUGAAAUGUUUUAUAUUUACCUUAUCCUGUUGUCCUCCAUAUUUUGUUGUUCAUUGUACUGUUCUGAUUUGUAUUUAUGUCAUGAAACAGUAACUUUUUGAAUAAAAUUUAAACCUA
Messenger RNA from Carcharodon carcharias (great white shark), 5384 nucleotides. It is a transcript of the gene stag2b, whose product is annotated as stromal antigen 2b. Gene Ontology annotation, biological process: sister chromatid cohesion. The record is from RefSeq and is a predicted model, not a curated record. NCBI's taxonomy places the organism in Eukaryota, Metazoa, Chordata, Chondrichthyes, Lamniformes, Lamnidae. Gene Ontology annotation, cellular component: chromatin; nucleus; cohesin complex. The transcript has 34 exons. Gene Ontology annotation, molecular function: chromatin binding. Bases 235 to 4020 code for a protein of 1261 amino acids.